AUGUCCGGCUGCAGUCCAUCAGGGAGGAGGAGAGAGGAUGAUGAUGAUGAUGAUGAUGAUGAUGAUGAUGAUGAUGAUGAUGAUGAUGAUGAUGAUGAUGAUGAUGAUGAUGAUGAUGAUGAUGAUGAUGAUGAUGAUGAUGAUGAUGAUGAUGAUGAUGAUGAUGAUGAUGAUGAUGAUGAUGAUGAUGAUGAGGAUGAGGAUGAGGAUGAGGAUGAGGAUGAGGAGGAGGAGGGGGAGGAGGAGAAUAUCGAUCGACCUCCCGGUAUUGCUAAGCAAAGGAACCGGGUCACACGCGACGUAAGCAUUUGGCUCGGUCGCUGUCUCCGUGCUGGAUAGACUGCAACUAACUAACCUACACAAGGACUGCACGAGCUCUGUCAAAAAUAGACCUCACCCAUGAGCUCUCGUGCGAGUGAAAUGCAGCAGGGUCGAGUUUAUUACUUUUACUACAACCAUAAAAUACGCAGAUUCUGACGUUGAGCACGGUGUUGGGGAGUGUUACCGAUUCGUUCAAUUGUUGUCGAGAUUGAGAGGGCUGUGAAAUGAUGCGUAAAUUAAGCCAAAGUUUUUUUGGUUUUUAUGGUAAACAGAGAGAGAAAGCAGUUUGUUAUCGUCAUUCCUCCGAUUUGCAAUUGAAUCCCUGAUCUCACAGCCAGUGGCUAGUGCUUCGAAGCUACCCCUAGGAGACCGAUUUUCCGGAUUCAUUUCGGAGGCACUCACCUAACCAGUCGAAAUUCUACCUGAUUCGCCAGCGCGAACCGGAUUAACUACGGUAGAGACGGUAAACUCGGGAAUAGGAUCCCCCGGCUGUGUAUGUGGCCUUGCGUUUCAUCCGGGGAAGGGUUCCUACUUCUGUGUCCCAACCCUAACCCUAACCGCAACCCUAACCCUGAAAAUGACCCUACCUCUGACCCUAACCCUAACUUUGGUCUCCCUGGAAUUUAGAGCCAGGCCAUCUGCGCUACUGGGUUUUUAAUGCACCUGUCCUACUGAGGAGAUGUGGGCGGUGAUAGUGAGGUUAUCUGUAGAUUUACUCCUUGCUGGGUAUACAGGUGGUGGGCAUGGCUGCCCAGUCAUCAUCCUCGUCAUUCUGACCCCUGUUGGGGUGUUGUUGUUGCUGCUGCUGUUGUUGAUCAAAACCUGGUCAUUUGCUGUGUGCACCAGGGAGUGUGGGGUGGAACGCCAAGGUGCUGACUCGAUCGUGCCAUUCACCUGCGCCCCACACCUCGCCACCGGUCUUCUUGACUCUGUCUUGACACGGGGUUCAGGAGGGGGGGAGGAGGUGAGAGUGGGGUAGAUGGUGUGCAAGUCUUCUAUCGCUAUAAACUAAUUCACGCGCAAGUCACCGUGUCUGCUUCACCCUUCAGUGGAGCACGCGGGGGACAUCGUCGGCAACGACGUUCGAACUGUCAGAUUUAAUCCUGCAUCGGAGGGACCAAGCCUUCGUACCUGUGCCCAUCUUCAGUGCACGGAGUACCCUCAUUUUCGGCAAUAUGUUGUCAGGUCUUUGUUGCUGAUUUCAAACGCCGACAUCAGAUUAACAGAAGAAGUGGAGUUCAUAAAGCUUGUGAGGCGAAGGUUCGGUGCAGGAACGGUGCCCGGCAUGGCUGCUAAAUUGAAGCAUUUUGCUCCUGGCGCACAAUAAAAACAAUCAUACACAUCAGGAUUUGCAGUCAUAACCAAGUUUUGAGACUGCUUUCAAGCUGAUUUCUGUAGCUCCACAACUUGAAUAACGAAAGCUGGAUCAGCAACAAUUUAAAUUCGUAAAAAAUCGAUAUGGAGACGGAAGGUCGUAGCUCAGAACGUGCGGUCUAGUCGAUGAAUAACAAAUUUGCAAACAUGAAGGCGAAAAGAAGCAGGAAAAAGCCGAUAACAUACAAAACCGAAGACUAGGAGUUUCAAGGGCAGAGCCUGACUUCUUCCGAGAAUGAAUUAUCCACACAUCUGAAUUUUUCCUCCGUGAGUAGACUGCUCGCGCACCAGAUGGGCCUCGAAGGCGGUGACGUGGAAAUGACGGGUUGGCAAGGGUUAAGUAUAUGCGCGGGGCUAGAAAGUGCCGACUAUUAUUUAAAAAAUUCACUAGCGUUUGAGCACUUCUGCUCUACUGGUGGACGUAUGCACUCCGUUUAGCAUUUUUUCUAUAAUUUUUUUUACCGCCAGACUGCUCUCCGUCCCGAACUUUUUUUUAUAAAAAAGUGAACUUUCAUAUUACUAAGGGAUUACAUGUGGACGUGCAGGACAGUGAACCAAUGGAGACAUUUCAGCGGCGCCGACUUCUCGGAGCUGUACAGGUCAGCGAAUUUCGUCCUGCCGACGAAGGGCCGACCAAAAAACUCUGCAGAGCAACGCCUCCCUUGAAAAGUAUAAUAAGCCGUUCACCGUAGUUUUUCUUUACCACGUGCACAUACUUAAUCCUUACCGACGAGACUUGGUAUCUUGUUUAACUCGUAACGUGCACGGAGCAUCCGGGGUUUUGCAUAAACUCAGUCACGAAGAGGAUAUGUGGGCAAAGCCUUCUUCGCUGGUUUAUUGAAACGGUUUUUGUUUAACCGUAAAAUGGGGCCUUAACUACAUUAAAGGCUAUUUUACUGGCUCAACGCAACUGUCGCCUGAUCAAGCCUGAGAGGUUGACCUUACUUACUGAUCAAUGCUACCAGGGAAACUGGAAUUGUUCAGCGGAACAGAUUCGUCCUGUUGCUGACGUUUCGCAGAGCCUGGUUUGAUCUCCAUUUUCAAAGCGUUUUAUGCUUAAAAUCGAUCAGAAUUUUAAAUGUCUGGUCAAACUAUUCGGCCUUGCACCGAUCGAUUUUUUCCUUCAUUCGUUACCUCAGCAUUUUGGUAGAUGUUUGCAAGGUUUGGCGGCCGAUGGCGUUACGCGGUGUCAUCUCGAUGGAGAAUGUUUUUAACUUGGCCUUCCCUUCGAGUGAGUUCGCCGCAGGACCAUGUCUACCCGGAUUCCUUAAGUUUGGUUUAGUCAUCUCGUUCUGGUCAGUGCCUCGCCACCUGUCAUUCCCUGUCACUGCAGAUCGGGUAUUUAUUCAAGCAGGAAUGGGCGCACACCGAUCUAUUGGCUUCACAAAGCAAACAAGCUCCGUAUGUGUGACAAAGGUUACGAACAGGCAACCAACUAUCAGGCCAAAGUCGGCCAAGUCGUAAUAGUCCUGAUUGAAUAAAUACCCCAUCUGCAGUGACAGACGAUGACAGGUGGCGAGGCCCUGAUGAACUUCGCUUCGAUGAAGUGCUUAUGACCCAUCUGGUAGACCCCAGUGGUGGACCAACUGCGCCAGGUGCGUCUGUGCGCAUGUUUGUGUUUUUGGUCCCAGCUGCUGGUGCUCAGGGUUAUGAUUGGCUGAAUGAAGGCAGAAUAAGCCCGAAACAGUGCUGUAUCAAUCUACCCGCAUUCUCUGUCGUCCCUCCUCGCUGCUAUUAUGACUUGGCCGACUUCGGCCUGGUAAUUGGUUGCCUGUUCGUGACCUUUGCCACACAUACGGAGCUUGUUUGCUUUGUGAAGCCAAUAGAUCGGUGUGCGCCCAUUCCUGAUUGAUAAAUACCCUAUCUGCAGCGACAGAGAAUGACAGGUGGCGAGGCACUGAUGAACUUCGGUUCGAUGAAGUGCUUAUGACCCAUCUGGUAGGCCUCAGUGGUGGAUCGACUGCGCCAGGUGCGUCUGUGCGCAUGUUUGUGUUUCUUGUCUCAGCUGCUGGUGGUCAGGGUUAUGAUUGGCUGAAUGAAGGCAGAAUAAGCCCGAAACAGUGCUGUAUCAAUCUACCCGCAUUCUCUGUCGUCCUUCCUCACUCAUAUAUAUGACAUCUCAAAAGCAGCACGACUGACCAUUAAUCAAACAGAUUCUGCCAUGACAAGAUUCCUUGGGCUUCCUAAAGUACACAAGCCUGGUGUUCCGCUUCGACCUAUCGUAUCUUUGCCCGGAACGUCCACAUUCACUCUGACCAAAUAGCUGUUCCGACGCCUGAACUGUGUCACACCAGCCCCCGAUACAAUGGCCCGCUCAGCCGUAGGCUUCAUGGAAGGACUCCGGGGACUAAACCUUAUCGAAGACGAAGUCAUGGUAUCAUUUGAUGCUUUCGCGCUCUUAACCUCAAUUUCUCCGUCUUGCAGCUGGAACCGUCGGCGAUCUACUUGACAGUCAACCUGAGGAGGGGAUCGAUAGGUCUAAACGAAGGAAUAUUAUUCAGCUGUUUAAUUUCCGCCUCAAAACUUAUGUCAACUUUAAGGGGACGGUCUGCGAGCAAAGCAAAGAAACUCCGAUGGGUUCGCCGUUUUCUGGUUUAAUUUCUGAGGCUGCUUUUCGAAAGAUAAGGACAUUGGCGUUCGCGACCUACGAAUCAAUAUUUCCGACGAUACCUUCGCCGUCCUCAAGCGGGAAUUUCAUGCAACCCUGAAGUCCGUUUUCCGGACAUUCAGUUCACAAUCGAGGCAGAGGUCAACAAUCAAAUAGCGUUCCUAGACGUCCUGGUCCACUGUAAGACAGACGAAAGCCUAAAGACGACGGCAUACCGAAAGGUCACUAACACACGUCAGGACCUAAGUUACCACCCGUCGUGCCACAAACUUAGUUAUGUGCUAACCCUUUACAUGAGGGCGGAAACGCGUUGCAGCGAUGCAAACGACAAAGAAGUCGAACUCUAUUAUCUGCGGCGGAUGUACACCUCCAACGGUCUCUCUCGCAGCUUCAUAGAGCGUAGCAGACAGCCGAAGCAAGCUAUGACUAAUGACGGAACAAUCAAGUGUGGCGGGCACUACCAUAUAUCGAGGAGGUAUCCGAAGCAGUCGCUUGUCUUUCACAGCUACUUGAGAGUCGGCAAUACGACGUCUGGUCAUGGGACCCAAGGCACCUCUGUCACGAGGCGAAGUUGUGAAUGUCGUCUACCGUGUCCAGUACAGUUCCUGUGAGUCUAACUACGUUGGAGAAAUCGGGAAAUGACUGCAGACUCGCAUGAGUGAGCAUGCAAGGGCAGUGAGAAAAUGAACUUGACGAGAAUUUAUCCAAAUAGUCUUCUGGAUACUACCAUGGGAAUUUUCGCGAUUCUAAAAAGCCCUAAUUCUGGUGUCUUUCCUCAUCCUGAUAACGUAGACUUAGCCUGCCGAUAACGGCGCUCUAGGUACAUCUACGACCUGAACCUUUAAAUGUGUUCUUUUCUCUAGCUGAGCAAUAAAAACGUGAACAAGAACUGGACUAAAUGAACUCCCUUUUGCUACUUCAUUCGUCUGUCCGUAUUGAUGUCUUUUCAAAGGACCGGGACAUAUUCAGUGUAUGGUCUCAGCAACUCGUGGAGUUUUCUAUGUGACAAAAGAGCAUCAGAAUUAUGAAUAUUUAUGCUGUUGUCGAGAUGCGAUGGGCGACAACUCCAGAAUCUACAAAUCAAAAGGCAGGUAAGACAGAGUCCUUGGACAAACUUUACUGAGGCUAGCGAGCAUAAACGCAGCUAAGGUGGCAGACGCAUCAGGACGUCUACCCAGGCCGCUGAUAGCGGUUGAGAUUGCCAGCUCCAACGCAAAGCGCGUGCGUGCGCUUGGGUUUUGUCUGCUUACAGCCAAUCGGUGAAGAACGCAGCGUCCAUUGGCUUCGAGCGCUCAUCACGCCAGUGCCAAGUCACAAGCGGUCCAAGCAAUCGACUGACAGGGGACGUUAUGCGGGCUGACGGCGGCAUGGGUGAGGGGCUGCGCUGGCGAUCACGAAGGCGGACUGCCACGACGUCAGUUGCUUCACUAAACAGUAGAUUUGCAGGUAUUUAUUCCGCUUUCACAGAAGUCAUGCGCUUGCUGAAAAUUUCGAGGCCUUCAAUCUUCUCCAUAAAAUCAUAAAUGCAUUUGCAAACUUAUGUCAAUCUCUUGUCCACCUACUACUUGUUAUUCAUGUUGGAUGUACCAUUAAGCAGCGGGAAAGAAGUUAUGAAAGUCGCGGCUGCCAAUAAAUUCUCAUGUGUGCUUGCGUAAAAUUUAUAACGCGAACGUGUGUGUCCCACGAUGACCUCACCUGACUGCAUGAACAAAUGCGGGCGAUUGGACUGACGGAUUGAUUGAAUGUUGCUGAGCUAAUUUGCCUUCUGUUUGGGACUACAUUGUGAGACAUUUCUGGACGCUGUUGGCCUAUUGGCAGUUUAGCAGAAAUGACCCAAUCUCCGUGUCAGAAUUAGGGGACUUAAGUUAACUGUGGCGCCAGAUCCAGGAUUUUAAAAUAGACAAUUUUUGUCUAUCGCUGAGCCCAGACUGUGUCCUGUAGAUCUCAGUGUGAAUGUUCAACGUUAAUCCAUCCUGAUUACGCACCGAAAUGCGGAGCGCCUUGAGGUUGCAGUCUAGAAGCAGUACCAACGUUUAGACCACUCAAAAUCCGGCCUAAAAUCCACCUGAAUAGAACAAAUCCGGACGGUUGCAGCUGGCUCUUUCUUGUGUUACAUUUAGAUGAGUUGGCCAUUUGCGAUUUUGGAAAUCGGAAUUUUACGCCUUUCGUUGGUGCGCCUCUGGUGAGUAAGUGUUGAGAACAGAGCCCCCUCUGGUAGACGCGCGCUCACCGAUUGUUUUUACGGAACUCACUCGUCCCCUUGUGCCUUAGGGCCCUCUCUCUCUAGCCCAACCAGCAACCGCACAGCGGUGCAUGAUAUAGACAGAGUGGUAUUGACAACAAAAACAGUGGAGGCCGAAAUGGCCAUUUCUGCCUUAUUAGCCGUCGUCAGCCAGCCAUAGCCAACCCCGAGGCGUUCGACCCCUGGGGCUCCAUCCAGCAACCUGUUAGUUAGAAGUCCAAUGCCCCUAACCCCUGACCCACCGGCUCGUUGUCCUGCCGGUUGCGAUCGGAAAUGUACAAUGGUAGAGGGGCACUCACCGAUCGUUCAUACGGAACUCACUCGUCCAGUUGUACCUUGGGGCUCUCUCCCGAGCCUAACCAGUAGCCGCACAGAGGAGCGUAAUGUAGACAAAGUAAGAUUACCGACAAAGACAAGAAUUCGCUUUCUCAUAAAGCCGGUGUCAGUUAGCGAUUAACAACAUUCCAAUGGAGUACUGAACCGCUCUACGCUUAAAAUACAGGCUGGGUACUAAUUCACCUAUAAAUGGUUCCUGCCAGCUACCAGUAAGCUAUUCGUUGGCUUGUAUGCAUUCUCCUUACCUCUCAUUCUCCCUAUCCCUUCAGAAACCCUAUGUUUUUUUACUCUAAAGUUUCCGAAUCUUGGUGCCGGUGCGUGGUAAAUUUCAGAAUGAGAGCCUCCUCAAUCCGAAUAUGAGCAGAAUUCAACGGCUGCAUAUGGACAUGCCUGUUUUGACGUGUUCAUUUGUCGCUGUCCAAAUUUGAAAAUCCCAAAUUUAGAUUCCAUUGGCCAUUUCUAAAAAGCAUAACAGUAUAAAGACACCCACAAGCUUAGAUUGACGCAACGCGCCUGAACACGUGAACCGUAUGUCCUAAAACGGAAACCAGCAGUUAGUUUGAGUGCUAAUCACAAUGCGUUCGCCUUCGGAUACCAGUCCCCGAUUAGGGUAUUUUCCGCCUUGCCUGUAGUUCCCAGUCGUUAAAUCUCCCUGUUUGGUAAAGCCUUCACCACUUCUCUACGUACAAGCAAACUCGAAGUUGUUUUCUUCCGGGAAUGACAACUCAGGUAAAUUAUCUGAAUGGCUGUGCUGUUCACCGAUUAAUCUCUAUGGAAGGACGGACCCCGUUUUGCGUGGAGCUCCAGUUAAGGCUUCACACAGAUGGUCGCAUAGCGAGGAGCGAGUACUAACUGAGGGCUUUUACUGAAAGGUAUGAAAGGGUAGGGGGCGGGCGAAGUGGUAAUAUCUGGCUUAUUCUCCAUUAUCGCUCAUAUGCCACUUUUGAUAACGGCAUCCGUGGGCAAACUCAGCUUCUUCAUUCGACACUAAACAUCCUCAAUCCCAGCCAACAGGAAGGGGGCAAUAGCUUAACCGGUAGUGCGUUUGGCUCAAAUGUUCAAUAACCAGCAGAUUCGGAUUCAUGUCUCACAGCUUCCAAAACUUCGAGCUGAUGUUGGUUGACCAGUGACCGAAAAAUAAGCAAACAAAAUGACCGCACACAUUUCCCUCGUCUUUGCGGCAGGCGUCGGUUAUGCUGUCCGGGUCUCAAGUGUAAGCACAAUGUGGGCACUGUAAGUACAAUAAGCCCAAGGUGGAUGAUAAAAUUGUCAGCGACUGUGGGUGGAAGUUGCAGACCCACCUACAAGAGCACAAAUCGGCCACUCGGAGGCUAGACCCCAAUUCUCAACUAGCAACGCACGUUGGAGAAACUGCGCAUACUUUUGAUCUCCAGAGAGCUACCAUCUCAUGCCGAGGCAACACAAAAGUAGAACGGCUAACACUCGAGGCUUGGUACGCUGAUGCCUACCCUAUCAACCGGCAUCUGGACCUUCCUGCAGCUUACAAAGUUCUACGUUAGCACGUCAGUAGAGCUCAGGACCAAGUAAACACACUGGACUUAAGAAGGCCAUAUGUAGACAGGUCGGAGGCGAGUCUACUCGGUGAGAAAAAAACACCAGACGAAGGUCCAAUCACCCCCACCCCCGACGAGUCGGGCUCAAAAAGUACACAGGUCAAACUUCCGCUAACCAUCGCCCGAGAGACUGAGGCGGCUAGAGAAAAAUCGAUCAGCAUGAGGCCGAUCAACGCAACAUGCCACUUGAAAUUCCUGGCCAAUUAAGUGCAUUUUACGCUUUGACAAUGGGGAGCCGACCAAGCUCUUCGAAGAGUCAAAUAAACCCGUUCUGGUGAGUCCAUCUUUUUCUUCCAACUGCAUGCAACUGGCAGACAAAGCUACCGGCGGCGGUAGUUGCGUAGAACUUGGCAGGCGCCACCUCGCUGCUUUGUGCUCUUCGCGUUUAUUUUUCAGCCGUUUGCUUUGACGCAGUUUAGCCUUUCACGGCUACGUUGCAUUUAAUGAUUAUUUCUAUCCGGUGGAACACCCGAAGAUAAUCGGGGGAGUCAGGAUAUUGAGUGUCCUGCGCUCUGAUAGGCGCAGACUACUCCUCCUGUGCUACGCUGGAUGUUUGGUCUACAGGCUGAAUGUCUACAGUGUUCGUUGUCGUAUUGCGUUUGUGUUUUUAAUUCCUUGAGAAAUAAAUGUGUUAUAGAGAAUCAAAUACCUAAAGGCAAGCUCUGUCGGGUUCGACCCGAAUGUUGAUGUCGAACUGAAGUUCAUUAGCCCCAGCAGAAUAACCACUCCAUAUUCACAAGCUGUCAACAGACGGUCAGUAGUUUGUGACUAUUGAUUAAAUUACCACACUCUCGUCACGGAUGCCGGCUAAAAACCCCCAGACACGCGUGUCUCGCCGAAUCUGUAACGAACCGAACCGCUUGUAGUAGCGUUAGGUAGCGGCACAAAAUCGGCGAAACACGCGCGUGUCUCGAGGGGGCUUUUAACCGGUGCAACUGUUGUGAACGUGCUAAAUCUACAUUUAAGCACUGCCGACUGCAUGUUGGCAGAUUGUGGAUAUCAUGCAGUUAUUCUACUGGAGCGGGCAGAUUCUAGCUCAAAUUUCGCGUCGAGACUGAAAAGGUCGUUCCCAGCGGAUGUACUCCAAGUCAACAUAUCGAUUUCUGGGAAGAUUAGGAAGCUGGAGCUGGAUCAUACACCGGAGCGAGCAUUGGGAACACCGGGAGUGGAAAACCCCCGAAGCUGCAUCAGACAGCGACUCAGGAAGGGCGGAACCCGUGUCUGCGGUUCCAGCUGGUACCACUGUUGGGAAUAUGACAAUUUAUAAACUAUUGCCUGUCGUUUAUGAAUAUUGAAAGAUUGUUCCGCCGAAGCUGAUGCACUAUAGGCCCAAAUAUUCACGUCAACUCUCAGAUCGAACCCGAACAGGGUUGACCAAAAGCUCCAAGCCCAGAUACUAAUUUUUGUGGAAAUAAAAAGCCUAGCAGUGGGAACUACAGUGACAGUUCGACCGUCUUACCGGACAAUGUCCACCGUGCGCCCCGCAGCAAGUUGAAGCAGGCACGGUGACUUGUGCGUGAGGUAAUUUAUAACGAGUAGACUUGCGAAUCAUUUACAGCACUCUCUCCUCCACCACCUGAACCCGGAGUCAAGACAUAGUCAAGAAGAUCGUAAACAGGUGGCUGGCGCGGACGGGCCCGCACAUAGGCGUACAACCACACUCCCUGGUCUACAACAAACACUUGACCAAGAUUAUAACUAACAGCAACAACAACGGAUCACAAAGAGGAGGAUGAUUUUGCAGCCAUGCUCACGACCUGCAUAUCCAGCGGGAGCGCAAGCGCAUCUAUCAGUAGGGAACCAGGUGUCAGGGAACUGCCAGCGCCUAGCAGGCUGCGAGGGCCGUGGUUUGCUGACCCUGGCAUAGCAGACGCUCACAUUUUUCGAGGACAAGAACCAGAGCGGGAGCCAGGAACGCUGGGGGACAGUGUCCGACCCCUAGCAGCUACGCUUUGCAGCGGCGGAAAAACAGGCAAGACACGCGCCCGCGCUGUGGUCUACAUACUACCACAGCAGUCUAGCCAUCAGAACUUAUUGGCGGCUUAAAUAGGCGCGGUCAGAAAGUUGCAGACCUGACCGGCUCAAACAGUGUGAUUUUUGGGAACGGUGCAACUGAUGUCUUCGCCAGGUUGCAGUCGUAGUUCCUCAGCAUUUCUAAGAGAACCAGUCCAAACAGAAAUAGUGCUUCCUGAACCAGCAAGUCAGCUCACCUUAGAGAUGAGGCCUUCGUGGUAAACAAGAAUCACCGGGGAAGCCAGGAAGACUAAAGUGGCUGUCUCGGGUCCACUCACCACCAUCAAUCAGCAAUACCUUGACUCGAGGCCGGCAGAACCCGACCCAAACAACAUCCCCACGCCUGGAGCAGACCGACAUACAACGUCCAACUCCCAAACUAUGGUCCCACGCAGCAGAGUGCAUGGUAAGUCGAUCCGGUUCGACCGGUGGACUACUUAAAUCCUCUUUUCGCCGUAGUCGAUGCUACAGCCCCAACCCCCCCCUCGCCCAAUUAUCGUCUCCGGAGCGACUCCCAGGUUUGUUUUUAGUUGCCUGCUAACAAUACGCCAAAUCCGACCAUUCCAGCAUGCCUUCUCGAUUCGUGUGGUGGGACGUGGCAUUACGUGUCCCCGGUGUGGACAGAAAGAGGGACGCCCCGAGACGGACUACCAAUCGGAGUACUUUAAGUGGACGUCAACCACACGCGAACCUCCCGCUCCUGGCACAGACGGCGUCCAGGACCGCUGA
Spirometra erinaceieuropaei is the source of this 11197-nucleotide messenger RNA. The record is from the annotation of a GenBank genome assembly. NCBI's taxonomy places the organism in Eukaryota, Metazoa, Platyhelminthes, Cestoda, Diphyllobothriidea, Diphyllobothriidae.